CGUAUACCUGUAUAAAACGAAUAGGUGGGUACCUACCUAUCUAUUGAUAGUUGAACAGUAAUCCCUAUUUGGUACCUACCCCGAUAAAGGUUUUAAUAAAAAAAUGUCCACAAUUCUGAGAUUGGUCUUUGCUGCAUUAAUUUUCGUUGAAAUAGACUAUAUUUUAGCUGACGAGGACUACCAGGAGAGAUGUCACUAUUGUCGUUCGCAAGAUAUAUCAGAGUGUGUUCCUGCUCAAAGAAGUUAUGGGUGCCCCAGACCUAUAAACCAAUGCAUAUCUGCUUCGGUACUCUUAACCGAUCGCAAGACCAACGCAACCCAUCCUUUAUUCCUCCGUCGAUGCUGGAAAGGUGGUUGCGAAGAACUAAAAAAACAAGAUUUGAAAGUUUUGUACUGUAAAACCUGUAAUGGCAAAGAUAAUUGCAACGAUGAUACAAUACCAGAAAUAGAUGAUGUAGAUCCACAGGUGUCAACAGAAAGUCCCGUAAUCGAUGGAUCACCACUUGCUUAAGCAAAAUUUAUUUGAU
Ceutorhynchus assimilis (cabbage seed weevil) is the source of this 527-nucleotide messenger RNA. Lineage: Eukaryota; Metazoa; Arthropoda; Insecta; Coleoptera; Curculionidae. The record is from the annotation of a GenBank genome assembly.